Cottoperca gobio is the source of this 3294-nucleotide messenger RNA. RefSeq names its product Rac family small GTPase 3b (gene rac3b). The transcript is spliced from 6 exons. NCBI's taxonomy places the organism in Eukaryota, Metazoa, Chordata, Actinopteri, Perciformes, Bovichtidae. Gene Ontology annotation, molecular function: GTP binding; GTPase activity. Gene Ontology annotation, biological process: small GTPase-mediated signal transduction. Bases 138 to 716 code for a protein of 192 amino acids. The record is from RefSeq and is a predicted model, not a curated record.
UCGUCAUCGACCCCUUUCACUGCGGCUCCAUCGCCGAGCGGACUGGCCCGCUGCUCUCAUCCGAGACCUCAGUGCAGACCGUCGGAUCUAUUAAACCAUCAACACCGGCUCCCUAAUAGACUCCAGCUGCUGUAGAAAUGCAGGCUAUCAAAUGUGUGGUGGUGGGCGACGGGGCUGUGGGUAAGACCUGUCUGCUGAUUAGCUACACCACCAAUGCCUUCCCUGGUGAAUACAUCCCCACUGUCUUUGACAACUACUCUGCCAAUGUCAUGGUGGAUGGGAAACCAGUGAAUCUGGGCCUUUGGGAUACAGCAGGACAGGAGGACUACGAUAGGCUCAGACCACUGUCUUACCCACAGACGGAUGUUUUCUUGAUAUGCUUCUCCCUGGUCAGUCCGGCUUCCUUUGAGAACGUCCGAGCUAAGUGGUACCCUGAGGUGAGACACCACUGCCCCAAUACUCCCAUCAUCCUGGUGGGCACCAAGCUGGAUCUGCGAGAUGACAAGGAUACUAUUGAGAGGCUGCGAGACAAGAAGCUUUCCCCCAUCACCUACCCGCAGGGCCUGGCCAUGGCAAGAGAGAUUGGGGCUGUGAAGUACCUAGAGUGCUCUGCACUGACCCAGCGAGGCCUGAAGACGGUAUUCGAUGAGGCCAUCCGAGCCGUCCUCUGCCCUCCGCCUGUGAAGAAGAGGGGGAAGAGGUGCACCAUGUUCUGAGGAGGUUGCUUAAACACUACACUACAUCACCAUGAACAACAACCACUACUUCUCUGAGAGGAUGAGAGAGAAAACUAGCGAGAGUGAGUGUGCACUGCUGAGAUUGCUUUCUUUAUAUUGAUGUUUUUUCAAAGCAAUAUUGGCAACAAGACCAAUAUUUAAUCCAAUUUUUUUACCAUUACUGAAUGGGCUCAUAGGUUGUCUGUGAAAGACAUUGACUGUCCACCUACUUUGUACUCAUAGAACCACAUCAAGUUGCCAUGAGGGCCGACAAAGGCUUCUAUUACUCGUCUUCAUACUGCAACAUCUCUUCUUUUUCAGCCAUGCCUGCUUGAAUUAAUGCAGUGUUGACUAGAUAGAAAGUGUACUAUGAAUACGCCUUCAGGUCUGAAGUUACCCUCAGCUCCUGAUCUAAGAUCAGCAUGUGGAGAUAAAGGGCAUGCACACAGAAAUCUGUUGGUAGUGACAGUAAAAACAAGAUACUACCGCCUGCAUUCACUGAAUUUCACAAAUAGAGCAUGGUGUCUUAAAUGUAAAUAAUGUGGUUUUCUAGAAAAAAUGAGAAUAAUAAGAUAAAGGGAGAAUCUGGUUUAUUAAAACCUGGGUCUUAUUUUUGUAGUUUUAGCCCUUAUUCCAAUCAGUAAUAACAUGCAUGCUGUGAUUGAACAACACUGAGGAGUCAGGAAACACAAGAAAGUGCUUUAGAGCAGCUCUAGCUGUUCAUAGUUAACAGUUAAAACUUAAUCUUGAAGCCCUGUCUUGUCGAAAUCUAGUUUAAGACCUUCAUUAUUUCACUAAUUUGCUAAUAUGUUGUAUAUUGUCAAACCAGUGUAUUUAAUCAAAUUACCACACAGACAAUGUGGACCAGGUGUUCUGGUUAAGAAAAGCUGUAACACUGGAUACGGUUGCUUGCCCUUCUCAGCAGUGCAAUGUAGUUGAUACUGAUAGGAAUGAUGGACAAAACUAUGGAAAUGUUCCUCUAAAAGGCUUAUAUGGAAGAGACCUAGCAUAACAUUGAAAAGUAACAGUGACUUUUAACUCCAGUAUCUCUGAACUCAUCACGUUUGAGGCUUUUCUCAUUUAGCCUUCCACAAAUCCUCAAUCCUAACCUUUGAGUUUGAGUGUGAAGGCUCAUUCUUCACCUUGUGAAUAGUAGAAACAAAAGAAUUCCACAAGGUCCACUUACUUAGUGUUACUGAAGCUUUCAGCCACACCUUGCUGCCUGAUCAGCAAAUUAGUUCUCUCAAAAGAAGGCCAUGAGAUGACGCUGCUAUUUACAAGGUCAGGAAUUUAAAUUCAAGCUCAACCUGUGAAUACCUGAGCUUUUAAUUGCGUCUCACAGUUAAGACUUCUGUGGGUCAUUCGCUAAUGAAGCCCAUGGGAUGAAGGCUCUGGAAAAAGCUACUGAGUGAACCUUGAGUUAAAUUGUCAAAUUACCUGAAGUUGUGAUCUAUUUCUUACUUUGGACAAACAUCUGAUCUGAGUCAAGUGUCUUUGGGUAACUUCAUCUAACUGUGAAUAUGUGACAGACAAGCAUGCCAAACAUGGGGGCUGUACAACCUUGCUGCCUGAGUUCUGCCUCUGGGGGUGGAGGAGCUUGCAUGGGUCUUAAAAUAUUCUGUCUUAAUUUAUCCCAUUGUUUAGAUCUUGUCUCCGUUCCUCUGUGUGUGUGCGUGUGUGUGUGCGUGUGAGUGUGUGUGUGCGUGUGCGUGUGUGUGUGUGUCACAGGCGUGUAUAUGAACGCUGGUGUUUGUGUGUGUGUGUGUGGACGAGCACGUGUCGGUAUCAGUGAGACAGCUUUGUUUCACAGUUUGGGGUAGUGCAUAAAAGACAGUAUUGUUUAAGCCAAGUUUUUUAGUGUCCAGUUUUUGGUACUAUUUCAUAUUGUAUUGUAGUAAUACACAAGACUUUUCAACAAUCUGUGGACAAAAAGAAAGAAAAAAUGGAUAUUAAUGACAUCUAGUGAUGUACAGAAUAAUCCUUAUAAAAGGAAUGCGUUAUGUAUAUCUAUCUACAUGUACCUGAAUAUUUAGCUCUUAAAACUAAAACAAUUAAAACUAAAGGGAUUAUAGUCGCUUGUGUUGAAGUUAGAAGUGUUGCUAACAGUGCACAAUAAAGGGGCCAAUCUUUGUAGUUUGUCAUUGUGGCAAACAGUGCAGAUUGCACCUUUUUAUGAAAUGCAUUUCUGUAUGGUUACAGGUCUGCAGUGUGUCUGUCUCCCUCGUGUGGUGAGACGCAGCACUGCAGUCCACUCUGUCAUGCUGUCUUUGGUUGGCAUAGCAAACUGUGGUUGACUCAUGUUGUGUGGUCCUGCCUAGCUGAAGGUGUUGAAAUGUAGAUGAGAAAUGCAGCAAAAAAUUCUAAAAUCUACUAUUGCAUGGAAGUUCUCUGGUUAUUUGACCCACUGUAAUUCUUAGGAGAGGCUGUAUAAUAAAAUGCAUUGGCCAUGUAUGUAUGUAAUGUAAGAUGACUUGUAUACUUGUUCCAACUGUUUGUCUUAUUUUUUAUUACUUCACAUGUCUGUGUGGUGAAAUAUUUCAAUUUUUUGUAUACUAAAUACAAAUGUAUAUGUAAGGUA